CUGGGCAGGGGCCGGGGGAGCCGCGCGGCGGGAAAUGGCGGCCGGGCCGGCCUGAGCUGAGGGGACGGAGCUGCACCAUGAGGCUGCUGCGCGCCCUUCUGCGCUGCGCUACCCCGGGCGGCGCCUCCCCGGGCAAUAUCCCGCAGCAGGUGGACUUCUACUCACGCUUCUCCCCUUCGCCGCUCUCCAUGAAGCAGUUUCUGGACUUCGGAUCUGAAAAUGCUUGUGAAAAGACUUCAUUUAUGUUUCUGCGACAAGAGUUGCCUGUGAGAUUGGCAAACAUAAUGAAGGAAAUAAGCUUGCUUCCAGACAACCUCCUAAGAACACCUUCAGUUCAGCUGGUGCAGAGCUGGUAUGUCCAAAGUCUUCAGGAGAUUCUUGAUUUUAAGGACAAAAGCUCAGAAGAUUCAGGGGCUAUUCAUAGUUUUACAGAUACUGUGAUAAAAAUCCGGAAUCGCCACAAUGAUGUAAUUCCUACCAUGGCUCAAGGAGUAAUAGAAUACAAGGAAAGCUUUGGCAUUGAUCCAGUGACCUCUCAGAACGUGCAGUAUUUUUUAGACCGCUUCUACAUGAGUCGCAUUUCAAUCAGAAUGCUCCUUAAUCAACACUCUUUACUUUUUGGUGGGAAAAUUAAUCCAGCUCAUCCAAAACACAUUGGAAGCAUCGAUCCUAACUGCAAUGUUGUUGAAGUUAUUAGAGAUGGCUAUGAAAACGCCAAGAGGCUUUGUGAUUUAUACUACAUGAGCUCUCCAGAACUUAUCCUUGAAGAGUUGAACAUUAAAUCACCAGGACAGCCCAUGCAAGUGGUGUAUGUACCAUCACAUCUCUAUCACAUGGUUUUUGAACUUUUCAAGAAUGCAAUGAGAGCCACCAUGGAACAUAAUGCUGAUCACUGCAUUUAUCCUGCAAUUCAUGUGCACAUCACAUUGGGAAAUGAGGAUUUAACUGUGAAGAUGAGUGACCGUGGUGGUGGUGUUCCUAUGAGGAAAAUUGACAGACUGUUCAACUAUAUGUAUUCAACAGCACCACGUCCUCGUGUUGAGACAUCACGAGCUACACCUUUGGCUGGAUUUGGUUAUGGCUUACCCAUAUCACGUCUGUAUGCACAGUACUUCCAAGGAGACCUGAAACUGUAUUCCUUAGAAGGCUAUGGUACAGAUGCAGUUAUUUACAUCAAGGCCUUGUCAACAGAAUCAGUUGAAAGACUCCCUGUAUACAACAAAGCAGCCUGGAAACAUUAUAAAGGAAACCAUGAAGCCGAUGAUUGGUGUGUGCCAAGCAGUGAGCCAAAGGACAUGACCACUUUUCGCAGUAUGUAGCUUUUUCCUCAGCAGCUCCUAAGGAGGAGGUUUGUCUGUAAAGGGAAUUUACAAGACCUGAUUUAUACCAAGAUGUUGAGCCACUUUUGAUAUAUGAAAGUGAUUUUGAGUGGUGUAAAAAAAAGUUUAUUUUAAAAGUGUAAUUAGGCUUUUCUGAAAUUAAAAAAGCAACAGCCACCAAAACCCCCAAACCUGCAUUUAUAAAGAAGGAUCAUACUUCAUUUUUUUCCUCUUUCUGUUUAUGACUGUUCUCAGAGCUAAGUCAAAGGAGCAGCAUUUUCAUUUUUAUAGGGAUCAAUGCAACAGCUAUCACAUCUGGUAUUAAUGUGUAUAAUUACAAAAUAAUUUUAUUAGACAAACUAUUGAAAAAGCUCACUGGAACAUUCUUCCAUUAUACAAUUCUACUGAUUAAUGAAAAACUCAUGUAAGAAAUAUCAAGCUCAUUGCUAUGCCUUUGCAACUGUAUUGCACUUUCUUUUAUCUUAAGCAUGCUGAAACUUAAUUUUGCAAAGUUAGAUAUGUUGCCUACAUACACUGCCUACAUCAAGGGUUUUUUUUUCAGCUGUAGAAAUCAUACCUCUGUAAGGAUAAAAAAUUUUAAGAAGUGUUUUUAACUGCUACUACUGGUAUAAUGUACCUCAGGUAUGUGGCAUUGGUUGUAUUUCUUUGGUUGUAAUGUGAAUAUAUAAUAGAUGUGAAAAACUUAUCUUGCCCUUACCAUUGUGAAUUUAAAAAUAGCACUGGCUUGUGUACAGUAGAGAAGUGUUGUCUUGCAUUUGCCUCUAUUUCUGUAGGUCAUACCAAAAUGCAGUAUCAACAUUCUAGCCUUUGUGAGAUCUCAGACUUGGGUAUGUCAGGUACAGCUGUAAAUGGAAAGUAUUU
This is a messenger RNA of Cinclus cinclus, 2201 nucleotides long. RefSeq names its product pyruvate dehydrogenase kinase 1 (gene PDK1). Gene Ontology annotation, biological process: regulation of glucose metabolic process; protein phosphorylation. The transcript is spliced from 11 exons. Gene Ontology annotation, molecular function: pyruvate dehydrogenase (acetyl-transferring) kinase activity. The record is from RefSeq and is a predicted model, not a curated record. The coding region runs from base 78 to 1319 and encodes 413 amino acids. Gene Ontology annotation, cellular component: mitochondrion. NCBI's taxonomy places the organism in Eukaryota, Metazoa, Chordata, Aves, Passeriformes, Cinclidae.